Chaetomium globosum CBS 148.51 is the source of this 2655-nucleotide messenger RNA. RefSeq lists its product as uncharacterized. The coding region runs from base 1 to 2655 and encodes 884 amino acids. The record is from RefSeq and is a predicted model, not a curated record. NCBI's taxonomy places the organism in Eukaryota, Fungi, Ascomycota, Sordariomycetes, Sordariales, Chaetomiaceae. The transcript has 2 exons.
AUGGAUCAACACUCGUCAGCUCAGGCCCGGCCAGAUCAUUAUGAGCCCUACUUCCAUCACCAAACCGACCAGACAGGAAAUGGAGGGUGGAACCCCAUGGCACCAACACCGGAUCUCGACUCUCCAUCCCCGCCGCCACCGCGUCCGGGGGUUUCUUUUGCACCUGUGAGCCCACCACCUCCAGAGCCUCAAGCGGCGGCCGCGGGCCCAGUUAGCCCGUCCAGUGUGGGCCUGGGUAUCGAGUCUAACAACCAUGCUGCCCAGUAUCCGGGGUAUUACUCCAUCUCUCGGGACUCGCUCCAGCAAAACUCAGAUAGCCCUCCGACAACUCCUCCGCCAGUCAACGACCCGUCCAAGUCCAACCUCACAUCACACGAGUACCCCGUCGGCAGUCCCGAUGGAUCCCCUCCGCACUACUACUACCCACAGUCACAUCCAUAUGGCGGCCCACCACCGCCCAAUGGCCCUGGGAAUCCCCGCCUCGCCCGGUUGACCAACUCGCAUGGGUGGAAGAUGGUUAGUGGCGCGUGGCACAUGUACGGAUUGUUCCUUGCCGGGUUCGCUUUCGCCGUCGGUCACCAUGCUUUCUACCACGGCCUUGACGGGAAGCCCGCCGACGACCAGAUCCGCAUGAUGCGCUUCGGCGGUCUCCUAUCCUAUGCCGCCAAAGCAUCACUCGUGGCCGCCGUCGUCUUUGCCUACCAGCAACAUAUCUGGGUAACGGUUAUCAACAACUCACUGCAACUCCGAACCAUCGACAGCCUGUUUGCCGCCGUGACUGAGCCACAGGCUUUGCUGAAUUGGGAGUUUAUCAAGAAAGCUCGCGUGGCAGUGUGCUUGGCUAUCCUAGCAUGGCUCUUCCCCCUUACCGUCAUUCUGACGCCGGCCACCUUGACAGUAGCCCCCUUCACCGAGGUCAAACAUGAGCAGUGCUUUGGUGUCCGCACUCUCAACUUCGAGGCCGAGAGGAAAAAGAACUGGAGGAUGGUCGACCGGCUCAACGGCGUCCGCGGGGUCUCUCUUUCCCUGUGGAACUGCACCGUCCCGAACUCGGUGGGAUUCGCCGAUACGCCCUUCAACGAGACUUACUUUGACUACUGGACCGAGAGUAGCGCCCAAGUCGAGCUGGUGGCAGCCCAGAGCGCACUCACAGGGGGCGUCAUACCCAGAGAAGGGGCCGCUUUUGAGACGUGCGGCGGCGGCUGGAACUGCAGCUACACCAUAUCGUUCACUGCACCGGGGUAUAAGUGCGACACAUUGGCAAAGGGCCGGAAGCUCGACGAAGACGCCCUCAAGCGGCAGGGCGUGCCAUUUAACGCCGGCGAGCUGGCACCCAACGGAAACUAUAGCUACCUGGCCGAGGCCAGCCAGGGCGAAUACUACAACAAGCAAGUUGAUGUCCUGGCGGAUCCCCCCGGCGGCAUACCCGUGAUGGAGCCCCCUUACCCAAAGCACUUGGGCGCCUUCAGGACGGAGCCCGUGCUGUGGAUUGGAUACGCAAACCACACGGGGCCAGGCAAGCCUCCCGAGAACAGCUCGGUCCCUGGCUGGGACACAGCCUUCGAGGCGAUCGUCUUCCGCUGCGAGCACUACCUCAUCAACUACACCGUCCAGUUCAACCACACCUACACGGACCAAACCACCACGGUACUCAACCGAACCUACCUCCGCCCCAUUGUCGACACCAAAUUCCUCCCUGGCGAGAUCUCCGACGACGGCACCCUCGACAACACCACGGCAACCCCCGAAUCCAACUACGUCUUCCCCAGCGACCUCGAAAACUACCGCGAAACCGCCGCCUACCACGCCCUCGGCAAGCGCAUGCGCGCCUACCUCGGCGGACUCAUAAAAUACGCGCCCUUCGCCAUCGUCGAGUCCGAAGCCGCCAAAACCCGCCUCAUCAACACCGAAACCUACCUCCCGCACCCCAACCUCUCGGACCAAAUCCGCGACUUCUACGAAAACAUGACCCUCUCCCUGCUCUCCAACCCCCAAUUCGUCAUCGUCUCCUGGGCCGCCAAGCCCACCCAACGCAGCGGCGUCACCGACCCGCAAGGCAACCCCAACGACGCCCCCGGGCUCGCCUACCCCUGCACCCGCACCCGCGUCGCCAACGCCUACGUCUACAACCGCCGCGACCUGUGGAUCGCCUACGCCGCCGCCAUCGGCGCCGCGCUGUUCGCCGUCGUCCUCGGCUCCGCCGCCCUCCGCCAGAACAACUUCCACGUGCGCGACUCCCACGUCUCCUCCGUCGUUGCGGCCACGCGUGCGCCGUGUCUCGAGGCCCUGCCGUGGAAGGCCAGCAAGUGGGGGGAGGUGCCGCGCGAGAUCCUCGAGCAGAAGUGGGGGUAUGGCGUGGUGGCCGAGCCGGGGCCCAAUGGCACGCCCGCGGCGAUGGCGGUUGCGAUGGGGGGCGCUGUGCCGGGCAUGUGGAUGGGCAUGGGGCCUGGGGCCGGGCCGUAUGCGCAUCCGGGGGAUGUGGGUGGGGGCGUGGGGAGCCCGACGGUGGUGGGCGGAAAGGUGUAUUAUGGGUUUGCGCCGCGGGAUGUGUUGGAGCGGACGAGGGUGGCGACGUUUGGGCCCGGGAAGGCGAGGAGUCGGAUGAGUGCGUUUAGUUUUACGAGGGAUUGGGAACAGCAUUGGCGGGGGCAUUGA